This is a messenger RNA of Ctenopharyngodon idella (grass carp), 3905 nucleotides long. RefSeq lists its product as uncharacterized. The record is from RefSeq and is a predicted model, not a curated record. The transcript has 4 exons. Lineage: Eukaryota; Metazoa; Chordata; Actinopteri; Cypriniformes; Xenocyprididae. The coding region runs from base 1 to 750 and encodes 249 amino acids. Gene Ontology annotation, cellular component: nucleus. Gene Ontology annotation, biological process: epidermal cell differentiation; regulation of transcription by RNA polymerase II. Gene Ontology annotation, molecular function: DNA-binding transcription factor activity, RNA polymerase II-specific; RNA polymerase II cis-regulatory region sequence-specific DNA binding.
AUGCAAACCAGCGGAGCAGCAGUUAAAGCACAGUGUGUGUGUGUGUGUGUGUGUGUUUCAGUAGCUGUACAGACACACAGUGCUGGUCUGGAAUCAGUGUCUGAGCGCGUCCAUAAACACACACCUGCGUCGGCUGCUCUGGAGUGUCGCAGAGAGGAUUAUGGGAUGGAGAGAGUUCAGCCGUCUCAGAGUUCACUUCCUCUUCCUCUUCCUCUUCCUCCUGCGGCGUUAACAUCAGCCCCGCUGAACAAGGCGCGUGAAUCCAGCGGCUCCUCCGAGUUUCUGUGUUCGGUGUGUCAUAAAGCGUUUCCGCUGCAGCGCAUGUUGACGCGUCACCUGAAGUGUCACAGUCUGAUAAAGAGACACCCGUGCAGGUACUGCGGGAAGGGCUUCAACGACACCUUCGACCUGAAGAGACACAUGAGAACACACACAGGUAUCCGCCCGUACAGGUGUGAUCUGUGUGAGAAGGCCUUCACUCAGCGCUGCUCUCUGGAGUCGCACCUGCGGAAGAUCCACGGCGUGCGGCAGCAGUACGCGUACCGUCAGCGCCGCUCCAAGAUCUUCGUGUGCGAGGACUGCGGCUUCACAUCCAGCCGGCCGGACGAGUACUUCCUCCACGUGAGGCAGCAGCACCCGAGCAGCCCGGCCCUGCGCCGCUACUACCGCAAACACCUGCUGGAGAGCCCGUCGCAGCACGGCAUCGGCCCCUUCAUGCUGUACCCCGCCGCCGCCGGCCUCUACAUGUGAACACUAAACACGAGUGCGCAGUACUCACAUCACACCUGAUACCCAGCUGACAGGGAACGUUCUGUCAAGGUUCUCUCAACGUUAUGAACAAACGUUCUUCCAUUAACGUUAAUAGAACGUUCGUUCAAAAUUAUCUGGUCUUUAAUAAUGUCCUCAAAACAAAAACAUUAUUUAUAUAUUGUUCAAGGAGCGUUUUUACCAGAAACGUUCAGUUGGAAGUUUCAUGUAACGCUUUUUUAAAAAACUGUUUUUGGGGUUGAAGCACCUAAAAGUGAUCGUCAGACCAAACCGUAAGUUGUAGAGACUUGAAACUUUGAGGGCUGGUAGUAUUUACACCGUCUACAACGUAACCAAGGCUUGCCCCGAUCGGCCUGAUGGGGGCGCUACAGCAGUCAAAAGUACGAAAUGGCUCAUAACUCUGAAAUUUUCAGGUAUUUUGGAUUUUUUGAAAAACCUACUUUUGCGAACGAGGUUUUUGGCCCGAUCGAAACUAAACCAGUGCAGUGAGAUUCUCCGGAGUCUUAUUGACAAUAGGUAUCAAAAAAAGUUGAAAUUUCGAUUCACGGUCUCUAAGGGGCGCCAAAACACUUGAAGUGGGCGGAGCCACUUUUACUAAAAUGGCUAUAACUCGUGAACUGAAUGAGAUAUUUUCACUAAACUUGGUACACAUUUGUAUGGGCUCAAUCUUCAAUCACAGUAAAAAAAUGGCGGCUAUUGAACACUUGAUGGCGCUAUAACAUGAAAAAAAACCAUGAAAACAGCUAUAACUCUGCAACUGUUAGUCGAUUGACUUGAAAAUUUGGCAUGCAGUGUCUUUGUUCGAGGUGCCAUGAUUGUCUAUGAGGACGUUGGUGUAUCUCGAAAAAUGAAUUUUGAGCACCUAUUAGACAAGGUUAACGGAGGCCGAUCGGGUCGAAACUCAAUGGGGCUGUUCGACUAAGAAUUUUGAAAGCAAUCAGCCACUAGGUGGCAUUAACGAGUUUUACACCUCUGUAAUCAUGUGGUGUUUCACACAUCAACACAAUAUUCAUAUAAUUUGAUAGAUCUCCUCAUGCUGAGCAACUUUGCCUCACAGUACCAAUGCUGUCAAUCAAAUUGUUCAUUAAAUAUUCAUGAUUAUGUAAAAAACUACUUUUGUGAACUAGUCCAAGGUUUAUAGCCUGAUUGGAACCAAACCAGUGCAGUACAAUUCUCUGGACUCUCCAGAUCAAUAAUUAUCAAAACUUUGCUAUAACAGGGUCAUUUAGAAAAUGGGCGUGGCCAAGUGCUUGCCAAAGCCUAUAACUCCGAAACGAAAACUCAGAACUUCACAAAAAUCUAUGAACACAUGCGGCAUGUGACUCUAAAGAAGCUUGCAGAAUUUUAUGGAGAUCAUGUGAUUAAAGGCCUUAACGCGCUUGAACCCCGAUAAUUGCUGCUCGCAGCUAUAUUUAAAAAUUGACAUUUCAGAGAAUGUUUAGAAAGAAUGUUUUCAUAACUCAAUGGGAACGUCAGCAGAACGUUCUUAGAACAUAUUUUGUUAGCUGGGUAUGACAUGCAAUAUUUUCUUAUUUAUUUUAGCAUUCGAGGAAUUAAAGAUGCAGCAUAGAUGAUGACAAUGUAAAAUACUUCUGUUUUUAAUGCUUGUUGUUGUAUAAUGUGUGCUGUUUCACAUGAAGUAUGCAGUAGACUAUUCCACUCUGAACACAGAACACUCACACGACACUUUUGUGUCACUUUCAAGGGCAUUGUAAUGACCUCAGAGUUUGGUUGGCAGGACAGAACUAUCUGGGGGAAAAAUGUUACAGAAAACAAAUGAGAACACAUGAAUCUUUAAUAAUAAAUAAAAAUGUUUUGUUUUUUCACAUAAUAUCACUAAAUAAUAUCUGUAUAUAUUCCAUGAAUGUAAAUGAUGACAGAAUUCUCUCUUUUGGAUGAAAUAUUCCUAAGCUGAGGUUCAUGAGUUAAAACAAAAAAACUAAUAAAACACUUACUAGAGAAGCGUGAACAUGUGAAAGUGUUGUUAAAUGAUUGAAAUAUUAAAUUAAAAUAUAUUUUUGCUCAAAGGCUGACAGAAACGUUUGGGAAUCGCUUUAGGGAUUCUGUUUCGAGCUUGUCAUUACUGUUACCUGAGGCGGUCGACUGCCAAGCAUGAUGGGAAUCCCAUGAUGCUCCGUGUGGAAAGGCUGUAAUAUCUUAAGACAAGGACCUUCAUCCUCCAGAGCCAGUCAAACAGCAGAGCUCAGAUUCUCCACUAGAGGGAGUGAUGCACUGAACACAAUCACAGAUGUAUUAUCGCAGAGCAGUGACAGUCUUACAAUCACAUUAAAGACCUGCACAAAUGAAAUUAAUAUCAUAUGAGUGAUGCAGAGCAAGAUCUAUGAUAACAACCAAUUUUUUAUGAGUGUUUACGGUGAACAGCUGUGGAAUAAAGCUCACUCAGGAUCAUCAUGUUCCUCCAGAUGUUCAAUGUAAACUCAAAAUCACACUGCGAUCCGCAUCAGCCAAACCUGAUAAGAGACAGAAAACACGUCGUACAAGCCACGCCCACUGCAUACAGAAGACACGCCUACUCCACACAGAUCAUUCAAGCCACGCCCACUGCAUACAGGAGACGCGCCUACUCCACACAGAUCAUUCAAACCACGCCCACUGCAUACAGAAGACACGCCUACUCCACACAGAUAAUUCAAGCCACGCCCACUGCAUACAGAAGACACGCCUACUCCACACAGAUCAUUCAAGCCACACCCACUGCAUUAGAAGACAGAAGACAUGCCCUGCCCACUCUGCACACAUCAUACAAGCCACACCCACUCCAUACAGAUAAUACAAGCCACUCCCACUGCGUACAUCAUACAAGCCACGCCCACUUCACGCAGAUAAUACAAGCCACUCCCACUGCAUACAAAUCAUAUAAGACAUGUCCACUCCACACAGAGCACGCAAGACACGCCCACUCUACUCAAAACAUACAAGCCACGCCCACUCCACACAGAUGACAGAAGCCACACCCACUCCAUCCAAAGCAAAGGUCAGUUCACUUGUGAUUAUCAGGACUCAUUACUGUCCACCCUGCUGAAAAAACACUUUAAACUAAUAAGUCUUAUCUGAUCUUUAGCUGGAACUUUUCAGCAGCGUGAACCAGACGAGACCAGCAAACAUGUACAUCUGUA